CACUUUCAGAGCCGCUGUUCAACACAGAAAAGUCUUCAAAUAUGGUUUGAGCAGUGAGUCAGUGAAGGACGAUGGCAUCUGCGGAUCAGCAUUGUGACACACGAGAUGAGAUGGAAGAAGAAAAGCUGAAACACAAGGAAGACCAGAUGAGCAGCAGCGCUCACAGUGAAGUCAGUGUUGAUGUGAAUGCUGAAACAGGAGCAACUGUAAAUGCCCCUUUACUCAAUAGAAACAAUUUCACAGGCCCAGUGACCUUCAUCUACAACACUGCAGGAAACGCACCACAAAAAGCCUCAGAGAGACAGACGGAGAAGCACACAGCAGAUCAAGGCUCAGCUGCAGAGGACAGUAAAGCUGCUCUUCAUGAGAUCAGCCGGAGACUGAAGGUCAAAUUAAAACAAGAGUAUGAACGAAUAUUGGUUGGUAAUUCUCAGACUGGUCAUCAGAAAUACCUGAACAAUAUUUACACUGAUCUAUAUGUGGUGGAGAAUGAGACUGGAGGAAUACUGAGUGAACAUGAGGUGAGACAGAUCGAAUUCAAACAAUUUGAUGCCAAGGACACACCAAUCCAGUGCAAUAACAUUUUUAAAGUCCACGAGGGUCAACGAAACAGAAGAGUGCUGACAAUGGGCAUCGCAGGGGUAGGAAAAACAGUCUCUGUCAAUAAAUUCAUCCUUGACUGGGCCAAAGGAACAGAAAAUCAGGAUAUUGCCUUAAUUUUCCCGCUUCCAUUCCGUAGACUGAAUUUGAUUAAAGAAGAGUACAGUCUUAUAGGACUUCUUAACAAAUACUUCUUUAGUAAUCCUGAAGACCUGCCCUCUCUUCCUGAUGGUGACGGUAAAAUCAUGUUCAUCUUUGAUGGGCUGGAUGAAUGUCGCUUCCCUUUGAACUUUAAAGAGGAUGACGGAUUUACAGAUGUUAAAGAAAAAACAACAUUGAGUAAGAUAAUAACAAACCUCAUUAAGACACAUCUGGUUCCUUCUGCACUCAUUUGGAUCACAUCCAGACCAGCAGCAGCCAGUCUGAUACCUCGAAACUACAUUGAUCAGGUGACAGAGGUGCGAGGAUUCAACGAUGAGCAGAAAGAGCAAUACUUCAAUAAAAACAGCAGUACUGAGGUUGCUGGAAACAUUAUCCGUCAUAUCAGGAAAUCCAGGAGCCUGUACAUAAUGUGCCACAUCCCCAUCUUCUGCUGGAUCUCUCUCACUGUUCUUCAACCUCUACUGGCUCGAGAGAGCAAUGACAAAACACCCACAACUCUCACAGGGAUGUACACAAGCUUCUUACUUACUCAGCAGCAACAAAUGACAGCAAAAUACAGUGAUUACCCUGAACCUAAAGCCAAUGCCAGGUCUUUUGAUGAGAUUAUUCUGAAGCUUGGGAAACUGGCCUUUCAACAGCUGGAGAAAGGAAAUCUGAUUUUCUACAAAGAAGAUCUUGAGGAAUGUGGACUAGAUGCCAGUGAAGGGUCGGUGUUGUCUGGGUUAUGCACUCAGAUCUUUCAGGAGGAAAAAGCUGUUUCAGCAAGAAACGUUUACAGCUUCGUUCAUCUUAGCAUCCAGGAAUUCCUUGCUGCUCUCUAUGUGUUUCUGAUUAGCAAAGAUGAGAAAGCAAAGCUACUUUUUCAGUUCCAGAGAGAAAAACUGACAUGGACACUGUCCAGAAAGACACAGUUUCAGCUUCAUAAGGCUGUGAUCAACAAAGCUUUACAAAGCGAGAACGGACACCUGGACCUUUUCCUCCGGUUCCUCCUGGGUCUCUCUCUGGAGUCCAAUCAGAGUGACCUGAAGGAAUUAGUACCAGGACUGAAACUCAAAACAGAGAAUAUGAAAAACACUGUUGAUUAUAUCAAAAAGAAAAUAGAGAAGGAGAAAUCAGUGGAGAGGACCAUCAAUCUCUUCUACUGUCUGAGUGAACUGAAAGAUGACUUUGUGGAAGAAAUCCAGAAGAAUCUGAGCUCAGGAAAUCUUUCAGCACAGAAUCUCUCCUCUGCUCAGUGGUCUGGUCUGGUGUUUGUGCUCCUGAUGUCAGAAGAGACUCAAGAGAAGUUUGAACUGCAGAAAUACAGAAGAUCUGAUGAAGCAGUGAUAAGACUGCUGCCAGUGAUCAAAACCACAAAAAAAGCACUGCUACAGUGCUGUAAUCUCACUGCUCAGUGUUGUGAGAGUUUGUCAUCAGUUCUACAAUCCUCAAACUCCUUCCUGAAAGAGCUGGACCUAAAUAACAAUGAUCUACAGGAUUCGGGAGUGAGGCUUCUUUCUGAUGGACUAAAAAGUCCAAACUGUCACUUGGAGAUAAUGAGAUUUUCCAUAUGUAAUCUCACUGCUCAGUGUUGUGAGAGUUUGUCAUCAGUUCUACAAUCCUCAAACUCCUUCCUGAGAGAGCUGGACCUGAGUAACAAUGAUCUACAGGAUUCAGGAGUGAAGCUUCUUUCUGAUGGACUGAAGAGUCCAAACUGUCACCUGGAGAUAAUGAGAUUUUCCAUAUGUAAGCUCACUGCUCAGUGUUGUGAGAGUUUGUCAUCAGUUCUACAAUCCUCAAACUCCUUCCUGAGAGAGCUGAACCUGAGUAACAAUGAUCUACAGGAUUCGGGAGUGAGGCUUCUUUCUGAGGGGCUAAAAAGUCCAAACUGUCACCUGGAGAUAAUGAGAUUUUCCAUAUGUAAUCUCACUGCUCAGUGUUGUGAGAGUUUGUCAUCAGUUCUACAAUCCUCAAACUCCUUCCUGAGAGAGCUGGACCUGAGUAACAAUGAUCUACAGGAUUCAGGAGUGAAGCUUCUUUCUGAUGGGCUGAAGAAUUCAAACUGUCAGCUGGAGAUACUGAGAUUGUCUGGCUGUAUGGUGACAGAGGAAGGCUGUGGUUAUGUGUCUUCAGCUCUGAGUUCGAACCCCUCACACCUGAGAGAGCUGGACCUGAGCUACAAUCACCCAGGAGAGUCAUUCAUUGAUAAAUUCAACCAUCAAAACUGCUUACUUAAGUAUGUUGAGCUGGAAGAGUUUGAUUUUAUUUAUUUCAUACAUUUACAAAAGUUCUUACUGAGAAUAAACAGAGGUUUAGCUGCAGUUACACUACAGGGCUGUUGAAUGCUUGAUUCUGAUUGUUUGACAAACUUUUUAAAGUGCUCAAAUAUUGUCAAGUAAAUGCAGAGCUAAAGUAGUUCCAGGCAGGUCUCAACUAAAUUAGAGCAUGAUUUUUCCCACUCUAUGUCCAAUACAAAGGAACACAAAUGCAGUACAGACAGACUAACACACACAUAUUCAAACAUACACAUACACAGAAAUGUGUCAGUGCUGCCCCAUGACUUCAUCAGUAAAAUAGUUUCACAAUUUAUGUAGUAUGCCUGAAAAAGGGGACUGUAGUAAGUGAUGUCUGAUAUCUAGCUUUCCUCAAGGGGUGUUGGUCAAAACACAGGAUCCAAUCAGCUUCAUCCAAAGGAAGUUUAUUUGUUCCUAACACAAUGGUAACUUUCAUCCAGGCUGUACACAACACAGCUGUACAUG
Megalobrama amblycephala (Wuchang bream) is the source of this 3500-nucleotide messenger RNA. RefSeq names its product NACHT, LRR and PYD domains-containing protein 12-like. Bases 72 to 3083 code for a protein of 1003 amino acids. Lineage: Eukaryota; Metazoa; Chordata; Actinopteri; Cypriniformes; Xenocyprididae. The transcript is spliced from 10 exons. Gene Ontology annotation, molecular function: protein binding. The record is from RefSeq and is a predicted model, not a curated record.